Oryza brachyantha (malo sina) is the source of this 921-nucleotide messenger RNA. Its product is annotated as proteasome subunit beta type-3. Bases 105 to 719 code for a protein of 204 amino acids. Gene Ontology annotation, cellular component: proteasome core complex; proteasome core complex, beta-subunit complex. The transcript has 7 exons. The record is from RefSeq and is a predicted model, not a curated record. Lineage: Eukaryota; Viridiplantae; Streptophyta; Magnoliopsida; Poales; Poaceae. Gene Ontology annotation, biological process: proteasome-mediated ubiquitin-dependent protein catabolic process.
GAGCUGCCGCCGCUCCUCCUUCGAUUCCUUCUUCCGUUCUUCUGCUCGACCUCGACGCCUCCAUCAAUCUCCGCCUCCUCCGCGAAUUCGCCGCCGCGCCGGCCAUGUCGAUCUUCGAGUAUAAUGGUUCCGCCGUGGUGGCGAUGGUGGGGAAGAACUGCUUCGCGAUCGCCAGCGACCGGCGGCUCGGGGUUCAGCUGCAGACCGUCGCGACGGACUUCCAGAGGGUGUUCAAGAUCCACGACAAGCUCUACAUCGGCCUCUCCGGCCUUGCCACGGAUGCCCAGACGCUGUACCAGCGCCUGGUGUUCAGGCACAAGCUGUAUCAGCUGCGGGAGGAGAGGGACAUGAAGCCCCAGACCUUCGCUAGCCUCGUCUCCGCGCUCCUCUACGAGAGGAGAUUUGGGCCAUAUUUCUGCCAGCCUGUUAUUGCUGGACUUGGAGAGGACAAUGAGCCAUUUAUCUGUACCAUGGACUGCAUCGGUGCAAAGGAACUAGCUAAGGAUUUUGUUGUAUCAGGGACAGCAUCAGAGUCUCUGUAUGGUGCUUGUGAGUCCAUGUACAAACCUAACAUGGAACCUGAAGAACUCUUCGAGACUAUCUCACAAGCUCUGUUGUCAUCAGUUGAUCGUGAUUGUCUUAGUGGUUGGGGAGGCUAUGUCAUGGUUGUGACACCAACCGAAGUACAAGAGCGAGUGCUCAAGGCCAGGAUGGAUUAAAUCAUCGCCAAGAGUUCUUGAACCAUUCCUGAUGCAUGCUGUUUGUGGUCUGACUCUCACAGCAGUACAUCCGUGUUGUGUGUGUGGAUUCCGAGGGAACCUUGUAUUAUCAAAGAUGCUACAUUUACCCCUAGAAGAAACAGUUGUUUUUCUCUAUUUUCUAUGAUCUCUAUGAAUGACAGGACUUCUGUAUUGUGCUGCA